Molecule: messenger RNA, 654 nt
Organism: Chenopodium quinoa (quinoa)
Lineage: Eukaryota; Viridiplantae; Streptophyta; Magnoliopsida; Caryophyllales; Amaranthaceae
Product: calcium-binding protein PBP1-like
Exons: 1
Coding region: 197-547 (116 amino acids)
Molecular function (GO): calcium ion binding
Source: RefSeq, a predicted model, not a curated record
GGAAUCUCAUCAUCAAAAUCAAGUAUAUUAUUCACUUGUCAUUUUGUAGUAGUCAUCACUACUUUAUUUCUAGUACAUUCAAAGAUUACAUACAAUAGCUUGCUCUUUUAUUCAUUCUAUCCAUCUCUAUUAUUUCUCUAAAUACCUCUAGUACUACCUUUACUUAAUAACUUCAAUUCAACACACACACACAAAAAUGGCCCUAAUCGACUUAUUGCUCGAUUUUGAGGACUAUUUCCCAUCAAUGGUUGCUAGGUUAGGGGCGGAAGCAUUUGUUGGAGAGCUAUGCAACGGGUUUAUUUUGUUGAUGGAUGUCGAAAAGGGGGUUAUCACGUUCGAAAGCUUGAAGAGGAACUCCUUUUUGUUGGGGUUGAAUGAUAUGGGAGAUGAUGAAUUUUUGUGCAUGCUUAGAGAAGGAGACCUUGAUGGAGAUGGAGCUCUUAGUCAAAUGGAAUUUUGUAUUCUCAUGUUUAGGUUAAGCCCUGGUCUUAUGGAUGAAUCAAGGCUUUGUAUGAUGGAUUAUGGUGGCCUUCCUAUCUUAGCUUGAUUAAGCCUAAGCUAGUUAAGCUACCGCCCUUUCCAAUUGAAUCAUGGUUUGUUAAUAUAAUCUUUCUUAUAUUUCUAAAGAUAUAAUACUAAUUAUAUCAUUGUUAA